Penicillium nucicola is the source of this 1056-nucleotide messenger RNA. RefSeq names its product STIMATE family protein. The record is from RefSeq and is a predicted model, not a curated record. Bases 1 to 1056 code for a protein of 351 amino acids. The transcript is spliced from 2 exons. Gene Ontology annotation, cellular component: membrane. Lineage: Eukaryota; Fungi; Ascomycota; Eurotiomycetes; Eurotiales; Aspergillaceae.
AUGGAAGACGCGACUGCUGCCCUGGCUACGAUAGCCACCUCCGCACUCAUCGCUACCACCAGUCUCGCCUCUCCAACACCAUCAAGCAUGCACACACUAUUGUAUCAUGGAACAACCCCGGCAGAGGACCCAGACGAGGGAGGAGGUGAAUGCAAGCUGCUCGGUCCGUUCUCGGUAUUUGUGCAGGUUGCGCUCGGAGGACUUGCGCUAUUAUCUCUGGUCUUCAAAAGGUGGAGAGAACGACCACAGCGACCACUCAAGGUGUGGUCCUUUGAUGUAUCAAAGCAGGUGUUUGGGUCGGUGAUGCUUCACAUGGCCAACCUGCUUAUGUCUAUGUUUUCGGCUGGCCAGCUUGAGAUACAGAAACAGUAUAAGCCGAAUCCCUGCUCAUUCUACCUGCUCAACUUGGGUAUUGACACUACUCUCGGUAUCCCGAUUCUGAUCCUUAUUCUCCGUGUUCUCAACUAUUUCGCCUCUUACACAAUACUCGCCAAUCCGCCAGAAUCAAUAGAAUCAGGAAACUACGGCCAUCCUCCGCGCGCGACAUGGUGGCUCAAACAGUCCAUUAUCUACUUUAUGGGGUUGUUUAGCAUGAAAAUAUGCGUCUUCUUCCUCAUCCAACUCUUGCCUUUCAUCGUCAAGUUCGGCGACUGGGCCUUACGAUGGACAGAGGGAAACACAGCCGUCCAAAUAUUCUUCGUGAUGCUUCUUUUCCCAGUCAUCAUGAACGCGAUUCAAUACUACAUCAUCGAUAUAUUUAUCAAGAAACCGAUCUCGCACGGCAUGUACACGACCGAUGACUCGAGCGCAGAAGGGAGCACAUCCGACGAUGCUCAGCGCCGGGAGGCCCUUCUUGAUGGUCUGGACGAGUCAUAUUCCACCGACUCGGAUGAUGAAACGCCAAUACUUUCAAAACCAAAGGCUACUAUGCAUACGGUGAAGGAAUCGGAGCACCAACUUACGGAGGACCAUUCACCUGUUCCUCCAUAUGAACCCCCUAGCUCGAGCAGUAGUCGUGUUGACCCUGACUCAAAGUCUAGUGCUACACACACUUAA